Molecule: messenger RNA, 946 nt
Organism: Mytilus trossulus (common blue mussel)
Lineage: Eukaryota; Metazoa; Mollusca; Bivalvia; Mytilida; Mytilidae
Product: homeobox protein ceh-30-like
Exons: 1
Coding region: 67-912 (281 amino acids)
Biological process (GO): regulation of transcription by RNA polymerase II
Cellular component (GO): nucleus
Molecular function (GO): RNA polymerase II cis-regulatory region sequence-specific DNA binding; DNA-binding transcription factor activity, RNA polymerase II-specific
Source: RefSeq, a predicted model, not a curated record
UUGGACUUGAAUGACAGUCGUUGAUACCAAUAAGCUGACGUCUGAAUUGUUUUGAUAAGAACCGUUAUGAUUCAUUAUAAGUUGUCAACUUUGGUAAGUAUAAAACAGGCAAGAUGGCAUGUGCACUCAUUAUCAAAGUGUCUUCAAACAGUUAACAACUUAUAUAAAUCAAUGGCUUAUCAACAGAAUGCACGAUCCAAGAUGUCCUUCAGCAUUGAAGAACUGUCCAAGAGCAGCAGGGUCCCAGAGCCCAUUAUUACUGAUGCAGUUGUCAAUCAUAUCCACGAUAUAUAUCUACCAAACAGCAGCCAGUCAUGUACAACAGAUGUGAAGCUAUCACUUACCAAUUCAGUUCAACAUACCCAAUACAAGAGGAAACGCCACGACUCAUUACAUUCUGAUGACAACAGCUUCAGCUCAACAGACUCAUCAUCAAGAGAUUGUAUAUCACCUGGUUCAUGCUCAGACGAUUCAGAUAAGGCCGACCAACCAAAGAAGAGAGUCAGAACUUCCUACACAAACUCACAACUCUUAGAACUAGAAAGAUACUACAGUAAGAGCAAAUACCUCCAGAUUGAAGAUCGCCCAGUGCUUGCCAAGAAACUCAAACUCAGUCAACAUAAGAUUAAAUGGUGGUUCCAGAACCGAAGAAUGAAAGAAAAGCGUCACAUCAAGAGUACAAGCUACAACAGUCCACGAGAGUUGUCACAGUUUGUUGGUGUAGGUAAACCUGGUUCCCGAAUGACAACAACAACAAUGGAAUCAAAUGGUAACUUAAGUCAGCAGUCAUACUCACCAUUUCCUAUGGUCUCGUCUUAUACGUAUGGUAUGUCACCGUUUGUGUAUCCUGGUUAUAGUCAGCAGUUCUACGGCAGCGUAUUUCCACAGGCAGUGCAACAUAACAGGAGUUGAUGAUUUGAAAUCAGCAUUAACACUAUAACACUAC